Strongylocentrotus purpuratus (purple sea urchin) is the source of this 1879-nucleotide messenger RNA. RefSeq names its product transient receptor potential cation channel subfamily A member 1 homolog. NCBI's taxonomy places the organism in Eukaryota, Metazoa, Echinodermata, Echinoidea, Camarodonta, Strongylocentrotidae. The record is from RefSeq and is a predicted model, not a curated record. Bases 37 to 729 code for a protein of 230 amino acids. The transcript is spliced from 4 exons.
CCGUUCAACCGAAUCGAACUGUCACUGGUGAAGAUCAUGGCCAUGAUGCUGGGUGACUUCGACUUCGUUGGGCUCUUCCACAGUCAGGACUACCUAGGUACUGAGAACACUCUAGAUGUUGACGAGGAUGAUUUCUUCCUCACAUCGGUCUUCUACAAGGCUAUCACCUACCUCAUGUUCGCAGUCUUCGUGGCUGUCAUGUCCAUCAUUGUGGUCAACCUGUUGAUUGGUCUAGCUGUGUAUGACGUACAUGAGAUCAGACGAAAGGCCAAGUUUUAUCGUCUUGCUAUGCGGGUGGAGGCCAUCAUGGAGGUGCAGCAGUAUCUUCCAGUCUGCAUCUGGAGGCAGGUGAUGCGAUCCAAGAAGCGGUUCUACCCUAACAACGGAUGCUGCCCCAGGAUGAGGCGAGGAUGCAGUGUGCUCACUGGAGACAGGAGGGUAAUCAAAGAAGCGAUCAUGGUCUGCGAGAGGACAGCUUCAGAGGGAGGAACAUUCAAGGAGCGACUUCCUAAUGAUGAAUUCUACACCGGCAUGAAGCAGCGACUGGAAUCUAUUGAUGGAAAGAUGACGACGUCGAGCGGCCGAACGGGUGGCGAACACCCGAAGAGAGACGAAGAGAUCCGAAGUAUUCGCGAUCGCUUCGACCGAAUGGAGAGAAAGAUCGACGCCCUCCUGGGCCGUAAGAAACUGAAACACGAAGACGAGAUGACACGGGAUGCCUCCAAAUAAUCUAUGUGUUAUAAUAUAAACAGAUUUAUCAGACAAAAUGUUUAAGAUUGCGUCAUCAUGGAGACGAUUAUAGCAGUAAAGAUAAUUAUGGGGUAAGUGCUAUACAGAGAGAUAAAAUUGUAUAAUCAUGCAGAUCGAAAGAAAAAAUAAUGAUAGCGGGUGUAUGAGAUAUUGCAUUCUUACAAAUGGCAAUGAAAAUAAUUUUAGUGUUUAAAAUGUAAAUAAGCACACGUAUAUUUAAAAUAAGUGGUUUAAACUGUAAAAACUAAAAGCUUUGUAUUAUAUAGAUUGCAUGUUUAGAAAACAAGUACCAUUUUAACUUUCUAUGGCCUCUGUUUUUAUUGCCCCCCCCCCCCCUUCUGAAUGAAAUGCAUUAAUCGAUCGAAGUUUGGUACUGUCAAAAUAAUGAAAGACUUGCUUGUUAGGUGCCUUGCCUGUUCCAUACAUUGGCGAUCAAGGCUUUCCCUCUACUUCUAUCUCUGGUUCUUUGUAAUAUGUCGUUACUUCUGUUACCAGUCAGCCCAAUGAACUUAUCCAUUUAGAUGGUGCUCUGUCUCUCUUUGUUUCUCUUUCCCUCAAUUUGUCCUGUAACUAUCUUGUUUUUCUGUGCCUUCUCUUCUCAUAAUAUGCCCAAUAAAUUUAGGUUGUCUUUUCCUUAUGAUGUGAAGGAGGGAUCUAUCGACACAUGCCUUAUGAUAGACAAUAAUACUUAGUAUAUCGGAUAAGAAGGAAAGACGAAAGAUGACUCCAUAAUAUAUUAUAAAGGCUUUGCUUCCUUUCCCCUUACAAAAUCAAGGAUGCGACUCGUAUAUAAAAUGUGCCUACAUGUAUAAUACAAAUUUCUCUUUAACGAAAACAAUGUAAGUUCAUUUAAGAUUAAGUUUUGAAUUGAAGUAUGUACCAUAAUACUAUCGUUUUUUAAAAGUAAGUAAGGUAUUUUCUGAUGAUAGAAUUUGUCUCUUUAUAUUGAUACUACCAAGUGUAUUCGCAUGUAUUAAACGAUAUAUAAAUGAAGAAUAUUAGUAUUUAUCUGCUUAAGUUUUAACCUGUGACCUGAUUACAGUAUAAGGCAUUAUAUAUGUGUGUUCUAUGUUCAACUUGUAUAUCUUUUGCUGCUAUAAAAUCAAAUAAAUAAUACGUAGAGUAGAAA